This is a messenger RNA of Hyaloscypha bicolor E, 884 nucleotides long. RefSeq lists its product as uncharacterized. The coding region runs from base 242 to 793 and encodes 183 amino acids. The record is from RefSeq and is a predicted model, not a curated record. NCBI's taxonomy places the organism in Eukaryota, Fungi, Ascomycota, Leotiomycetes, Helotiales, Hyaloscyphaceae. The transcript is spliced from 2 exons.
AAUAAGAUAGCUUCAUUAUUCACAUUGCGGAUAACAGGACCUUUUACCUCGCAGCUCCCGCUACUAAUCGGCAUUGAGGUCCUUAUAAUCGUCACCUUUGUCCUCUCCAUUCUCACCUUAUUCGCUAGCACCUCGACAGGUUUACUCAGACAAUCUGCAAUUAUAACUUUUAAUACUAGCGCUCUCUCCUGCAAGCAGCCUAGACUAGUACGAAGUCAACUACUUAUCUAUAUGCUCUAGUAUGUGGAAUACAAAUGCCACUAAUGCCAAUAAGAACCAAAGCACAAGUAUAUGUGUCUGUCAGAAAGCCGGCUAUACUUUCUCGCUAGCGCAGAGUAGCAAUGCCGCACACCUGCCGCCAUUAGAUUCGUUAUACGGCACACUUGACACCAAGACGCCGCUAGUCCUGCUUACAAUCGGUAUUGCCUUAGCUAGUGUCUCUUUGCUCUCUUUAUUAUACGGCGUUGUCGUUCUAUUAGUUACGAGCACACCACCGGUACUCGUCUUCCGCGUCGGCUACCUGGCUAGCGUACCCACGGUCAUUCUCCUUACGAUCUCCUCGGCGAAGAUUACAGCGCUAGCCGACAAGAUAACAGGGCCUAAAGACAUUAGUGCUAGGGUAAUGACCCACGCAUGGAUGGGGUGGGCUUUCUAUGUCUCGACGUGGUUGGCUGCGGGCUUUAUGUGGGCUGCUUUGGGCUUCAGUAUCGCGGGGGCGUUUAAGAUCGCCCAUGUACUGGAAGUCCGGAAGUCGAAUACCUUACGUGUUCGAGUGGAUAAGGCAGGAUAUUAAAGAAAAUAUCUGCUCAAGUUGGCUCAGGCGAGUCUUUUGGCUGAGCCGAGGGUGAGCUGAGAGUGAUAGGUUGCUUGUACAAGUUGACAGU